AUGCACUACGAUCGUUGCACGAGAGCCGUUGUAUUGAAGCCCUUCGUGGAUCGGAACGAGCUCCUCCAUCCAACCGAAGAGCUGCUCUACGUGCGAUACCUGCAGCACGCUGAACUGGACAUCGAACGACUCGGCGGGCUCGCUGGAGCGAACUACAGACAGCUUGUUACCACUGCUAUCGUUCCUGCCUACUCGGGAGACCCGUCGUCCCCUCGGAGCGAGCCGUUGGUGCUCCGCUCACCGUUCCCGGCUGCAGUAUACCAAGAAGCGAUCGCGGGCGAUCUAGGCAGGGGCACUUGUACCGUAGGACAUGUAAGGCCGCUUUCAGGCAAGCUCGAGCUGCUGAGUCUGGAUGAGUGGAACGAGAAUGAGACAUACGAUGAGGAGCCGCCAACCUGCGUGCACUACUCGAUCGAGUGGAAGGUCACGCUGAACAACAAGCUCCUCUCUAAGGAUACAGAGCCAGACCUUGUGCUAGCGCCCAGGUUCUACUGGUCGCUGUUCCUGCGUGAGAAGCUCGAGAGGCUGCUGCAGAAGAAGCUGCCGCCGAUGACUGAGCGCUCAAAACGUGACUUGACGAAGCGCUUUGAUGAAAUGGAUGUGGAUUGGUUCUUAGUGGAGAGACAGCUCUCCCAGUGGAGCGAGUCGUUUCGUGCAGGCCCGCCUUGCAGUCUUGGGCCUCACUGCUGGCGGGACCCGCACGGAAAGAAGCACUACAAGCUAAGGACGCAUCAGCUGAAGGUCUUAAUAAGGCAUGUGGCGCAGGGGGGGCAGUUGCGGUCGCAUGACGACGUACCGGAGGAUGUCCGACAGCAGCUCUACGCAGAAGAGCAACAGCAGCUGGAAAGACACCAAAGAGCAAGUCACAGUGCUCUGGCGGGUCAUGCUCCCAUCCACAUAACAAACGUGCUUCCUGGGCCGUCUCACUCCACAUCAGGUUCCACCGAAGUGCAAGCUAAGCCUCGCCUUGACAUGCCCGGUUUCUUAGACGCAGCCGUGGAAGAGUACAGUGACUGGCAGCAGUCACGAGUCAGGAGGGAAGAUCAAAAAGAUGACAUUCGGAACAUGUGUGACAUGGCUCUAGAGCACGGACUCGACCUGCAGCAGCUUCACGACGACCAGGACCCGGACUUCUUCAUCUCGCGGGGCAUAAAGAUUGGUGUCGCUCGGCGUUUCUUACGCGACAUCGAAUACUGGGUCCAGCAGCAGGUGGCAGCUACUGAUCAGAUUACUAUAGAUUGA
Messenger RNA from Alternaria atra, 1242 nucleotides. RefSeq lists its product as uncharacterized. The coding region runs from base 1 to 1242 and encodes 413 amino acids. The record is from RefSeq and is a predicted model, not a curated record. The transcript has 4 exons. NCBI's taxonomy places the organism in Eukaryota, Fungi, Ascomycota, Dothideomycetes, Pleosporales, Pleosporaceae.